CUUUAUUAAACCUUGAUGGUGGAUUGAUAAGGGUGAAUUUCUAUCGGUUCCUUUUUUAUUGUGGAGACGGGGAGGGAUGACAGAGGUAAAUUGCUCUUUUAAUUAAACCAAUGCACCGAAGGAAAUUGCUGUCUGAAUAUUGUCUCAGAGAUGGGGCUUGUGACAGUUGCCUGGAAACUUCAAUCUGUCUCACAUUUAUUCCAGAUCACAGUUUUGAGAUAAAGUUUAAUAAAAAUCUUUGCGCCAAUGAAAGCCUACCCUUUCACGUCCACCACCACAAUGCGACAGAACUGCGGAGGAAGCCUUAUGUUUAACAUGUAUCUCUCAGAUCCUACGGAAAAUCUACUCAAGGAAACCAAAAGCUCUUCUUGGACCCCCAUCAACACAGGUGUGCAAAAAGGAAGUGGACAAAUCCAGCUGUGGCAAUUUCUUCUGGAGCUUUUGUCAGACAGCACCAAUAUGUCAUGCAUCGCCUGGGAGGGGACCAAUGGAGAGUUUAAACUGAUAGACCCGGACGAGGUCGCCAGACGCUGGGGCGAACGCAAGAGUAAACCGAACAUGAACUAUGAUAAACUGAGCCGAGCUCUGCGCUAUUACUACGACAAGAACAUCAUGACAAAGGUGCACGGAAAGCGCUACGCUUACAAAUUUGACUUUAACGGCCUGGCGCAAGUGUGCCAGCCAUCUUCCACAGAACAAGCCAUUUAUAAGUUUCAGAGUAACUUCGCUCCUAUCCAGUUUUCAGGUAUUUCGAAGCUCAACCUGGUUGCUCCGGGGGUUAGUCCAUCAGGGUUCUCUUACUGGCCAGGAUCUCCCCCGACCCUCUACCACAGCCACCUACAACCACCCGGACCAUUCGGUGCCGUUUCUGCGUCUCAUUUAAGUUGCGUAAACAAUAUCAAUAGUUUAAAUAACCUGAAUAAUAUCAAUAAUCACUAUAACUAAUUUUAUACGCCCCGGGGAUGCCCAAGACCAAUAUUACAUACUGCAAAAUUCACGUAGCGCAGAUAAAACUAUAGCCUAUAGCCAGUAUACAAUGUAUUAUAAGCAACUGCAGAUGAGAUGUAAUUAUUUACAAUAAAGUCAUACAAUUCGAAUGAAACAAUUCAUUCGCGUCGUAAGUCACCUGUUAAAUUCGACUUUAUUGUAAUAAUUUAGCGCCAUCUUAUGGAAAAUAACAAUAGGCUACUCAACAAAUUUCUUGUGUUAAUCAUAAUUUUAGUUUUUUUAUUGGUUUAAAUAAAUGUUACCGAACUACAUCCGAUAUCCUAGGCUGAUUUAAGGUAAAGGUAACACAUUAUUAAGGUGAUAAAAUAAACAAUAAAAUUAAUGUUGGAGCCUUUGUGAUAGACAUGAACAAAUGAUAAGAAGCCGAAAUAGCCGAAAGCUUGGAAAAUCAAGAAUAUGUAUUAUUACACUUUUGUAACACAACACAUGCUUGUUUAUAUGAUUAUAAUUUUUUUAAUUAUGACAAGCGAAUAGUUUUUAACAACUGACAAAUUGAAGAAAAAA
Molecule: messenger RNA, 1512 nt
Organism: Triplophysa rosa
Lineage: Eukaryota; Metazoa; Chordata; Actinopteri; Cypriniformes; Nemacheilidae
Gene: fev
Product: FEV transcription factor, ETS family member
Exons: 3
Coding region: 247-945 (232 amino acids)
Biological process (GO): regulation of transcription by RNA polymerase II; cell differentiation
Cellular component (GO): nucleus
Molecular function (GO): DNA-binding transcription factor activity, RNA polymerase II-specific; sequence-specific DNA binding
Source: RefSeq, a predicted model, not a curated record